AUGUCUACUAAUAGCAUAGUACACGAUAAUAUUUCGACCCCAAUUGAUCCAGAUCCAAAAUUAGUAUCUCAAUCUACCGAAAAACCAAAUUGUUGUCAAUCAUUUAUUAAUUCUUCAUGUUUUAAAUAUACAAAAAUAAUCCUAAUUAUAAUCUAUGCACUUAAUAUUGUGGCAUGGGGUGGAAUGUUAUUUCUCAUAUUAGUAGGUGCUGCAAACAAAACAAUGUCUGAUGAACAAACACGUAAAAUUUGGAUUGAGAUUGAUUCUCAAAUUCUUAAUGCACUCUUCUGUGUAACGGGUAUUGGUCUUAUUCCUUGGCGAGUACGUGAUCUUUAUCAACUUUAUAGUAAAAAACAUCAACAUAAACUUCUUCAGCGUCAUUCAUAUACAACAAAUAUUUUAUGGAUUCGAAUUGUUGUUUGGACUUUUAUAGCAAAUUCUUUAUUUCAAAUUGGUAUGGCUGUAUGUAUGUGGUCAAUGGAUAUGAAUACAAGACCUGCAUGGUUAGUAGGCAUGUUUGUUGGACUUGGAUGUUGUUCAGGAGUAUUCGCAGGUUUAGUACAAUAUAUAUUAGGAAGAAAAACAAAAAAACAAAAACUUGAACAAGAACGUACUGUUCAUAUAUGCUUACACGUUUCGGAAGCUUUUCAAUGUUCGGAAUUAAAUUUAACACCAUUGAUUACAAAUGGUGACGAUAAUUAUUCAAUUCUAACCAACAAACUUAAAUCAUCGAAUAUAAUAAAAGUAUCAUUAAUAGUUAAAGAAACUGUAAGUAGUACAACAUGGUUUCUUAUGGGUGCAAGUGAUUAUUCUAAAUUAAUUGGUUCAUGGCAACCGUUCACGUCGGCUGAUGGUCAAGUAAUAGAUUGUUCAUUAUUUUCAGAACAAGCAGUAACUAAUCAAAAAUCAUUACUUGAAGACUCAAAUCGAUUAGAGUUUACAUUUUAUUGGAUGGCUCCUCCUUCAUUUGACGGCACUGUUAUUUUUGUUGCGACUAUUUUUAAUAAUAAUAUAACAAAUGAUACAUCGUCAUUACGACAUAUUCAAAGUGCAUCUAUCGAAAUUGAGCAGACGCAAAGACGAGACCGAUAUCAAGACGUUAAUAGAACUUUUUGUAAUUCAUCUCCAUGUCUUAACGCUGGUAGAUGUAUUUAUGAUGAUCAAUAUUCUUAUUGUCAAUGUGUUGCGCCAUGGAAUGGUGUAUUUUGUAAUCUUCAAUAUUUUCAUAUAAUGUUUAGAAGUAAUCUACCAUUUAGUAGUGAUUAUUAUUUUAAUACACUUAAUUCGCCAUCUUAUACUAAUUUAUCUAAUGAUCUAUUUACUUGGUUGAAUACUGCAUUUAGUACACUUCCAUCAGACAGAAUAUAUUCAAUUAAUUUUGUGGCUCCAAGUUCAUCUGGCACAUAUAUUUCAGUUAGUAUGGCUGUAACACCAACAAGUGUAUUAUACACACCUGUUAUUCUAUCAGCACUAGCAACAGCAUUAACUCGAAAUAAUACAACUCCAUUUGGUCAUCAAUUAUCAAUCGAUCCAACAUAUAUAACAAAUCCAGUGACACAAGAUUCAACACCUUAUACUUCUUGUGUAUUUCCAUUUGCACUUGCUUUGGUUGAUUAUAAUUUUUGUAUACCACUUUCUCCGAAUUUUGUAUGUUCAAAAUCUCGUGUUAUUGAUAGAAAUAUCACAUAUGAUAGUCUUGAUUGUUCAAGAAACAUUUUUGAUUAUGUUUCAAAAGAUCCUUGUUUUCCAAAUAUAUGUCUCAAUGGCGGUACAUGUAUAACUGUUAACGGUGUAGCUACAUGUAAUUGUCCAGAAUAUUUUACUGGCAGUCGAUGUGAUCAAUUAUUUGGUUGUAAUCUGAUAACAAAUCCUAAAGCAAUUACUUGUACUAAUGGAGCUACAUGCAGAGAUAAUACGUGUAUUUGUAGUUCAAAUAAUACAGUUGGUACAUUAUGUGAAAUUAUGUCAGGCAAUACGGGAUGUGCAUUUCCAUUUACAUAUAUGAAUGUAACAUAUACAUCAUGUGCUGUUAUUAGUGGUCAAUCACUAUGUGUUGUAAGAAAUUCUGGAACGAAUGGACUAUUUCCUAUUUCACUUGCUGGUUGUGGAGCUCCUCAAUGUCAAAAUAAUCCAUGUCGUAAUCGUGGAACUUGUCAAGAUACAGUCAGUGGAUCGUUUCGUUGUAUUAAUUGCGCUACAGGAUAUAAUGGUUAUUUUUGUGAAUUACAAUUUCAAACGGUUCAAAUGGCUCUUAAUAUUACUUAUACACCUGAUUAUCAAAAUGCAAGUAGUAAUGCAUCACAACAAUUACGAGCAUUAAUUAAUCAAACGUUGAAUACAGCAUUUAUAAAUAUAACUAAUGGUGGUGUUCGAUCAGAUAUUAUUUCAAUAACUAAAAAUAAUGAUGGAACAACAAGUGCUAUUAUCAAUAUAAAUUCAAAUUAUUUGAAUUUUCUUAAUAAUGCAACACAAACAGCAUUAAAUAAUAUUGGAGGAAUAACAAUUGUUCCAACGAAUUCAAGUCGUGAAUGUGCACCAUGGUAUAUAUAUGGAGGACGAAAUAUUACAGGUUGUGUUACAAAUCCAUUUAACGUACCUAUUUGUUCAUUAACGGAUAAUUUUGAUCGUGAUGGACAGUUUGCAGCAUGUUCAGAACCAAUUAAUUUUAGUUUAUGUAAUAAUAUGUAUUGUGGUGAUGGUAGAUGUGUUAUAACUAGUCGUAAUUUAACUUAUUGUGAAUGUCCAAAUGGUAUAACGGGUGAACAUUGUGAUCAACUUAUUAAAUGUAAUGAUAUUAAUUGUUUAAAUAAUGGUACAUGUAUUACAUUAUCAACGGGUUAUUAUCUUUGUGUAUGUCCACCUGGUUAUGGAGGAGUUUUUUGUCAAUACAAUAUAACUGAUUGCGUAUUUCCGUUUGUUGAUAAUCAAAAUCGAACACAUAACACAUGCAUAACUACAAGUGAUUUUCUUGGAGGAACAGUACCAUGGUGUAGAAAUAUUCUUGGUCAACCAAAAAGUUGUCAAAUUGAUUAUUGUGCAAAAAAACCAUGUGUAUAUGGUACAUGUACUCCAACAAGUCGAUGGGCAUUUGGUACUUCAUAUCCGUCAUUUAUAUGUAAUUGUACAAUUGGUUUUACAGGAAUUUUAUGUACACAUGCUUAUUUUCGAUUAAAAACUCUUUAUCUUGCGCCAAAUAUUUCGGACACAACAUUGAAUGCUUUAGAAUCACCAACAACACAAACAUAUCAAAAUAUAUCGAAAAUGUUUCGAGAAUUAGUUCGUAAUAAAACGAAUUCAAGUUUUGAUUUUUUACCAUUACUCUAUACAACAUUUCGAACCACUAAUGGAAAUUAUUAUCAAAUAUCUGCUGAUCUUUCAUAUCCGGGUAAUAUAAGUCAAACUGAUGUUGCAAACAUAAUUACACCAAUACUAACAAGUCUUCCACCACAAUUUAAUGCUACAUAUAUCGAUAAUGGUCUUUUAGAACCUGAAGAGAUUCAACCAUUGAAUCCGGCACCUAAUUGUACUUUACCAUAUAUCUAUAAUGAUGACCCAUUAGCUGUAUGUCAUGUAGAUAAUAAUGGACUUCCUUAUUGUGCUUAUGGACAAACUUAUACAUUAGUUGAUCGAAAAUUAUGUGAUGCUAGUGGAUUACCAACAGCACAGUAUACAGCAUGUGAUAUAUUAAAUAUAACAAAUCCAUGUAAUAGUACAUCUGACUUUCCAAUUCGUUGUGUUGCUGCUGACGAUGGUUGGAAUUGUUUUUGUGAAGUUACACAAACAUUAGGCAAAGAUUGUGCAAAUUUAGAUUUUUGUCGAAAUAAUUCAUUAUUAUGUCGAAAUAAUGCAACAUGUGUUAAUCGACCUGAUUUACGAGAUUUUUCUUGUAAUUGUACUGAUCUAUAUUAUGGUCGUUAUUGUGAAAAUUUUGCUAUUGGUUAUAAACUUUUUCUACUUAAUUACUCAAAUGAAACAUCACCAAGUAUUCCAAUAUUAAUAUCAACUAUUAAUCAAACGAUCAUUAAUAUUACAAAUGGAUCUGUUAUUGCUACUAAUAUUAUCAUCAGUCCAACUGGUGAAGUUAUAGUAAUUGUAUCAGGCAAAAAUUAUUCAAUUCCACAAUUUGAAUUACCUUUGACUGAUCUGGUUAAUAAAAAUUGGACAGUUGGUCCAUACCUUGUUUCUUUCAAUCGAACAAAUGUUAUCUCAAUAGAAACUAAUGCUACAUGUAUUUUUCCAUUUGCUUAUAAUGGUGUUAAUUAUACAACAUGUAUAACAACUGGAUAUGGUUUUCCUUGGUGUAGUGCAACACCAGUUUUUACUGGUCGUAUUAUUGAUUGUCGAAAUAUCGAUUGGUGCGCAUCAGGCCCAUGUUUGAAUAAUGGUACAUGUAGAGUUAAUCAAGAAUUAGGUACAUUUCAAUGUAAAUGUGCUGAUGGAUGGGUUGGUGUACAGUGUGCCUAUCCUUAUAAAACCAUAACUAUCGUUAUUCCACUUGGAAAUAAUACAUAUAAUAAUUUGACAUAUAUUGAUAUCAGUAAAUUAUUACCAAAUACAACAAAUGGUACACUUAAUAUUGAUAAUAUUCGUCCUGGUCCAAAUGAUACAAUUAUAAUAACAAUAACUGUCAAUGGUACUAAUGUACCAAAUAUAACAUGGCCAAAUGUAUUAAAUAUAACUAUUGAACCAACGAAAAAUAUCGAUGGUUGCGUAUUUCCAUUCAUAUAUCAUAAUAGAACUUUUGCUACAUGUAUACCACUUGGUAUAGAUCGUUUAACAUAUUGUUGUCGAAAUCAAAAUUGCGAUCUGAAUCCUCAAUGGCAAUUGUGUAAUAAUUCAAAUCUUUGUGCUGCGUGCGCGCCUAGUGCAGGCUGUACAAUGUCAGAAUCUGGUGUUAUUUCAUGUUAUUGUCCAGUUGGUUUUGGUGGAAAUCUUUGUGAAACACCUAUUGAUUUAUGUGCACGAUUCAAUCGUAGUUGUCUUAAUAAUGGUAUUUGUGUUGUUAAUUCAAGUACAUCAUUGGCUUAUUGCAAUUGUACUACACCAGGAUUUACUGGAACUCAAUGUGAAACUUUUCUUCCAUGUUUAUCUUCUCCAUGUUUACAUAAUGGUACAUGUACAGGAAAUUUAAAUGGAACAGUUCAAUGUAAUUGUACAAAUUGUUACGGUGGCCCACUUUGUCAAAACAUUGAUUAUUGUUGUUUAAAUGUAUGUUCACCAAAUGGUGUAUGUCUACCAGGAGUUAAUAAUUCAUAUGUAUGUAUAUGUCAACCUAAUUAUGUUGGAGUUAAUUGUAGCAUAUUUAAUCCAUGUGCUGUAAUUCCAUGUCAAAAUAAUGGAAUUUGUAUAAUUACAAAUGGAUCUAAUUAUGAAUGUUUAUGUCCAACAGGAUGGACAGGUACUAAUUGUGAUGUACCAGUCAAUCCAUGUGCAUCAUUACCUUGUCGAAACAAUGGACAAUGUCUUUCAUUUGGUGAUCAAUUUAUUUGUAUUUGUCCAUUAGGAUUUAAUGGAACAUAUUGUGACAUUGUAAUAAGUCCAUGUGCAAGCAAUCCUUGUUUAAAUAAUGGUACAUGUUAUGAACAAAUAACAAAUUCUUCAUUUAAUGUAACUGGAUCUUAUCUUGGUUAUGUUUGUAUUUGUAAUCAAACAUUAUAUUCUGGUGUACGUUGUGAAAAUAUUAUUCCACCAUGUCCAAUAAAUCCAGCUAUCCCAUCGCCAUGUCUCAACGGCGGUAUAUGCGUUCCAAGUGCUGAUGGUCAAACAUAUAAUUGUUUUUGUGCAUAUCCAUAUACUGGUAUUAACUGUGAUCAAAUGAUUGAUCCAUGUAUACCGAAUCCAUGUGCACCAAAUGGACAAUGUUAUUUAAAUCUAGCUACGUCAAGCUUCACAUGUGUUUGUAUAAAUUCAACAUAUACAGGUCCAUUAUGUCAAAAUUUAACUAAUCCAUGUUUAUCAUCUCCAUGUUUUAAUGGUUCUACUUGUGUACAGAAUGGAAUAAGCCUUAUUUGUGAAUGUCCACCUAAUCGUACAGGAAUUUAUUGUGAAAGUUUUUUACCACCAUGUACAAAUACAACUUGUUUCAAUAAUGGUACAUGUCUUUAUUCAAGUACAUCAGUAACUUGUUUAUGUCCACCAUCAUUUACUGGUCCUCAAUGUCUUCAAACUAUUGAUCGAUGUUUUCCAUCACCAUGUUUACACAAUGGUACAUGUUAUAUUUCAUUAUCGAAUACAAUAUCUUGUUCAUGUCCAACAUUAUGGACAGGAACUUUAUGUGAAACAUUAGUUAAUCCAUGUUUAACAUAUAAUUGUUUCUUUGGUGGUACUUGUUUAUUAGAUAGUUCAUAUCAACCAACUUGUAUAUGUCCACCAACACAAACAGGUUUAUAUUGCUUAAUAACAAUUGAUCCAUGUUCAAGUGGACCUUGCUAUAAUAAUGCUAUAUGUAUUUCUAAUUCGGCACAAACAAGUUAUACAUGUACAUGUCCAGCUUUAUAUACGGGUAGUCGAUGUGAAUCUUUAAUUAAUUCAUGUUUACCAAAUCGUUGUAUAUUUGGCACAUGUUAUUCAUUAAAUAAUGGAACAUAUUAUUGUGCAUGUACAGCUUACUAUACAGGACUUAUUUGUGAUCAUCCUAUUGAUCAAUGUUCAUUAUUACCAUGUGUCAAUAAUGGUACUUGUAUAAGCCUUGGUACAAGUUAUUCAUGUUUAUGUCCAACUGGUUAUAGUGGUAGUUCAUGUGAACAAAUAAUAAAUCCAUGUUUAAGUAAUCCUUGUCGAACAGGUACAUGUUAUUCAACAGGAAUUCGUUAUGUUUGUGCAUGUGAUGCAUCAUAUACUGGAGUUUUAUGUGAAAUACCAUUAGAUCCAUGUUUAUCAUAUCCAUGUCUUAAUAAUCAAACAUGUUUACGUAGUGGAACAAAUUUAAGUUAUACAUGUCUUUGUGCAUUACCAUAUACAGGUCAACGUUGUGAAAUAACAAUUUUACCAUGUACAACAAUGACUUGUUUAAAUGGUGGUACAUGUUUACAAAUAACAUUAUCAACAAGUCAAUGUUUAUGUCCAAUUGGUUAUUCAGGUACAUAUUGUCAAAUAGUUGUAAAUCCUUGUCAAUCACAACCUUGUUUUAAUAAUGGAAUAUGUUUAUCAACAAUAAAUAAUCAGUAUAUGUGUUAUUGUUUACCAAAUUAUAUAGGUACUUUUUGUGAACAAUAUAAUCCAUGUAUGAAUUUUACAUGUUUAAAUGGUGGUACUUGUGUUAUAUCACCAUCGGCUAUUGGUGGUCGAAUUUGUAUUUGUACACCAGCAUAUACUGGUCAAACAUGUGCAAUACCUAUAAGUCCUUGUUCAAGUUCACCAUGUGUUAAUAAUGGUGUUUGUGUAGCAGUACCAGGAACAACUAAUUUUACAUGUAUUUGUACACCAGUAUAUACAGGAAUAUUUUGUGAAAUAUAUAUUAAUCCAUGUAUAGAUUAUUUAUGUGCUAAUGGUGGUACUUGUUAUCGAACUAUUGAUGGAACACCAGUAUGUUCAUGUUUACCAGAUUUUACAGGAGUUCAGUGUUUGACACAUAUUGAUCCUUGUCUAUCAGCACCAUGUCUUAACAAUGGUUUAUGUUCAUCAUUAUUACCAAUUUAUAAUUAUACAUGUAUAUGUCCAUCAAAUUAUACUGGAUAUCGUUGUGAAAAUUUUCUUGGUUCAUGUUCAUUAAUAGUAUGUCAAAAUGGUGGUACUUGUGUUUAUAAUAGUUUAAAUGCUAUUUCAUGUAUAUGUUCACCUUUAUGGACAGGUACAUUAUGUACACAACGUAUAGAUCCAUGUACAACAUCAAAUCCUUGUUUAAAUUCUGGUAUAUGUAUUGCAACAUUUAAUAGUACGAAUCAAACAGUUGUUGCAUGUCAAUGUUUAUCGACAUUUACUGGUCAAUAUUGUGAAACACAAAUAUCUCCAUGUCAAACGUUACCAUGUGUAAAUGGUCAAUGUUUAUUACGUGCUGAUGGUACUGCAAUAUGUUAUUGUAAUAGUCAAUGGACAGGUGCAGCAUGUGAUAUAUUAAUAUCUCCAUGUACAUCACAGCCAUGUCUUAAUAAUGGUGUUUGUUAUUCAACUGGAAUAAGUUAUACAUGUAUGUGUUUACAAGGUUAUUCUGGUUUACGAUGUGAAAUUGUUUCACCAACAUUAUGUACAUUGAUAUGUUCAAAUAAUGGAACAUGUGCAAUACGUGGACAAGGUAAUACACAAAUAUGUAUUUGUUCAACAGGUUAUACAGGUAGUCGAUGUGAAAUACAAAUAUCACCUUGUAUGCCAUCACCAUGUUUAAAUAAUGGUAUAUGUUUACCAUCAACAUAUGCUAAUGGUACAUUAAGUUUUCAAUGUGUUUGUACAGGACCUUAUACUGGCCCCAUAUGUGCAACUUAUAUACCAUUAGUAUGUGGAAAUUCAACGUGUUUAAAUGGUGGUACAUGUUUAGUUAAUGGUAAUCAGACAAUAUGUCUAUGUCCAAAUUUAUUUACAGGAAUUCAUUGUGAAUCUUUACUUAAUCCAUGUGAUAGUCAUCCUUGUGUUAAUGGUGGUACAUGUUAUACCACAGGUAUUGGUCGUAAAAAACGUCAAUUGACGACAGCAGUAGGAUAUUAUUGUCAAUGUCCAAGUUCAUAUACAGGUAUUCGUUGUGAAUCAUAUAUUUCAUUAUGUGUAUCAAAUCCAUGUCAACAUAAUGGUACAUGUUAUCAAGAUUUAGCAUUAAAUACAAUACGUUGUAUAUGUACACCAAAUUAUACUGGAACAUUUUGUGAUACAACAAUGAAUGGAACCAAUAUUUGUACAGCAAAUCCUUCGAUUUGUUUUAAUGGAGGAACAUGUCGAGUUAAUUCAUCUUUACCACUAGGUUUUUCAUGUACAUGUACAGCAACAACAACAGGUUAUUAUUGUGAACAACCAAUUGAUGAAUGUCAAAUGAAUCCAACACGAUGUCUUAAUAAUGGAACUUGUGUUGCAUCUUUAACGGGUUACAUAUGUAUUUGUCCUAAUGGUUUUACUGGUACUAAUUGUUCAAUUGCAAUAAAUCCAUGUAGUUCCCAACCAUGUUUUCGUAACGGAACAUGUCUUGUUAUUGGUAGUCAAUCGUAUACAUGUAUAUGUCCAACAGGUUAUUUGGGUACUCGAUGUGAAAUAUGCAAUUGUCCAUGUCAAAUUUAUCCAUGUGUUAAUGGAGGUGUAUGCCGAUCAACUGCAAGUGGAGGUGUUGUAUGUAUAUGUCCACCUGGUUAUACUGGUCUUCGAUGUGAAACUUCUUUACUUCCUUGUGAUUCUAAUCCAUGUUUGAAUGGAGGUGUAUGUUUAUAUGAUCCAACAACUUUAGUAAUGACUUGUCAAUGUUGUGGUCUUUCAACUGGAAGAUUUUGUGAAAUUCUUCUCAAUCCAUGUAAUACUUCAAUUCCAUAUUGUUUUAAUGGGGGUACUUGUGUUCUCAAUACGAAUAUGAAACCAAUGUGUGUUUGUCCAAAUACUUUUACUGGUCUCUAUUGUGAAACGUAUUCAAAUCCAUGUUCAUUGGUAACUUGCAUUCAAGGUACUUGUGUAAUGUUAGCUAAUUCGACAUUUCUUUGUCUAUGUCCAACCGGUCGUUCGGGUCGUUUUUGUGAAAUAGUUGAUCCAUGUUUAAUAACACCUGGAACUCUACCCCCAUGUCGUAAUUCUGGUACUUGUGUUCGUUUAAGUUCGACAUCAUAUACAUGUUUAUGUCCAGUUGGUUUUACUGGUGCUUAUUGUGAUAUAGCAAAUCCAUGUUCAAGUAUGCCAUGUGCAGCAAAUGCUACAUGUGCUACUUUAAUAAAUAGUAGUGCUAUUUGUUUAUGUCCAGCUGGUAUGACAGGUACUCGUUGUGAUCAAACAUUACCUAGUUCAUUUUGUUCAUCAUCUCCUUGUCGUCAUAAUGGUACGUGUAUUGGAACAAUAUGUAUAUGUCCAAAUAAUACAAGGGGACCGACAUGUAACGAAACUGUAAAUCCAUGUCCAACAAGUUCUCGACCAACAUUGGUUUGUUUAAAUAGUGGUACAUGUAUACCAGGUUAUGGAUGUUAUUGUGACGUUGGAUUUGCUGGUGACGAUUGUGGUACACCAAUAUUUACUAGUUGUACAAGUUCAACUUGUUUAAAUGGAGGUACAUGUAUACAAUUAUUUAAUGGUACACUCGUAUGUAUGUGUCCAACUGGUUAUACUGGUUUAAGAUGUGAAAUGUAUACUACAUUAUGCAUACCAAAUCCAUGUCAAUCGAAUGGUACUUGUAUUCCAAGUGGUACAACUGGUUAUGUAUGUAUAUGUCCACCAAAUUUUACAGGACCACAAUGUAAUCUUGUUACUAAUCCUUGUCUUUAUUUACCUUGUCUAAAUAGUGGUACUUGCGUACCACUUCAAAAUGGUGGUUAUCAGUGUAUUUGUUUACCAACAUUUACUGGUACACAAUGUCAAACAAUUCUUAAUCCUUGUUUAUCAACACCAUGUAAUACAGGUACAUGUGUUAGUAUCAAUAAUGGUCUUGCUUAUAUUUGUAAUUGUCCACCACAAUUAACUGGUCCAACAUGUCUAAUAGCUAAUCCAUGUGGUUUUCAGCCAUGUUUAAAUGGUGGAACAUGUGUAUUAUCAAGUGCUAGUACAUAUACAUGUAUAUGUCCAAUAAAUUAUUUAGGUACAAAUUGUCAAACAUAUAAUUUAUGUUUAUCAAAUCCAUGUUUGAAUAAUGGAACUUGUACAAUGUUAACAACAUCAGCCAUAUCAUGUCUAUGUACAACAGCAUAUUACGGUGAUCGAUGUCAAACAUUAAAUCCAUGUCAAAAUCCAAUAUGUAUUCAUGGUAUUUGUCAAAUAAAUCCUGUUACAUUAACAGCUCAAUGUGCAUGUUAUGCUGGAUGGACAGGUACUUAUUGUGAUGCAUUAAUUGCUUGUUAUAGUAAUCCUUGCAUAUAUGGUACAUGUGUACCAUCAAGUACAGCUGGUUAUAUAUGUAAUUGUAUAGCUGGUUAUUAUGGUCCGCAAUGUCAAUAUCCAAUAGUACAAACACCAUGUGAAAGUAGACCAUGUCGAAAUAGUGGUACAUGUCAAGUAGCUAUGAAUGGAUAUAUUUGUUUAUGUCCACCUUCUUAUGUUGGUGUUAAUUGUGAAUAUAUUAAUCCAUGUUUAUUAAUUGGAGGAUCUUCAUCAUGUCAACCUAUAUUAACUCCUUCAGGAAAUUAUACAUGUUCAUGUCCAACAGAUCCAUGUUCAAGUAAUCCAUGUCAAUAUGGAACUUGUAUUGUGAUCAAUUCUGGUCUUGCAUAUCGUUGUAUAUGUUAUCCAAAUUAUUUAGGUUUACAAUGUAAUCUACCAGAUCCAUGUGCUUUAAAUAUAUGCUAUAAUGGUGGUAAAUGUAUAGCCACAGUCAACAGUGAAAGCACACAAGUUACUCUAUCAUGUCAAUGUCCAUCGUCUCAAUAUUUUAUUGGUUCAUUUUGUGAACAUUAUAAUCCAUGUAUAUCAUCACCUUGUUUGAACGGUGCAACAUGUACAUCUUAUGUAAAUGUAACAUGCUUCUAUCGUUGUGUCUGUCCGAUGGGUUAUACAGGUGAACGAUGUCAAUAUUCUAUAGCACAAAUUCGUUGUGAAUCUGUAAAUAUACCAAAUAAUUGUCGUAAUGGUGGUACUUGUAUGUUAAUUGGUAUGAGCACACAAUGUUUUUGUACAUCAAUGUAUACAGGUACAUUAUGUGAAAAUCUAGCCGAUAUGUGUAGUUUACGUGUAUGUCAAAAUGGUGGAACAUGUUUCAUUGUAAAUGGUACAAAUGUUAGAUGUCAAUGUUUACCAUCAUUUCAAGGUACAUAUUGUGAAUAUUCAACAGAUCCAUGUUCAGUUCAACCAUGUCUUCAUGGUGGACAAUGUCUUGCAUCAUUUUUAACAUUUACAUGUAAUUGUGCACAAACAAUGUAUACAGGACCAAGAUGUGAAACAUUAAUUUCAUCACCAUGUGCAACAAAUCCAUGUUUAAAUGGUGGUACAUGUCAAGUAGUUGGAUCAUCAUAUGUUUGUUUAUGUCCAACAACUUUUACUGGUCUAACAUGUGCACAAUCAAUAAAUGUUUGUUCAACAGUUCAAUGUCUUAAUAGUGGUACAUGUGUAGAUUAUGGUACAUUUGCCUUAUGUAACUGUUUAGUAAGUUACACCGGUGAUCGUUGUCAAUAUGUUAAUCAAUGUUAUCCAAGUUCACCAUGUUUAAAUGGUGGCACAUGUGUAUCUGUAUUGAAUAGAUUUUCAUGUCAAUGUCCAACUGGUCUAACAGGUACAACAUGUCAAUUAUUAUCUGAUAAUCCAUGUGCUGGUGGUGAUUAUCAAUGUUUAAAUGGUGGUACAUGUAUAAUAUUAUCAGGUACAUCACAAGCUAGUUGUUUAUGUCCAAUAAAUUUUACUGGUGAAAAAUGUGGACAAGUUGUAUCAUCUGUAUCGAUUACAACAACAACAACAACAUUAUCUUCAUCGAUUUUAACGAUUAUUUCUCAAUCAUCAUCAUCAUCAAUGAUUAUUGGAACAACAUCAUCGAAUUAUUUAAAUAUGACAAGUGCACCAUAUGCAUGUGAUGACAUAUCACUUGCUUGCCUUGCUUAUAGUGCUUAUUGUGCUCGUGAAAUUGAAUUUUCUGGUAUUCCAUGUCGAGUUCUUUGUCCAAGAACUUGUAAUACUUGUUGUGAAGAUUUUUACACCGAUGGUACAUGUUCAUUAGAAAAUUGUCAACGUAAUCCACAUCUUCACCGUUAUUGUCGAAAAUCAUGCAUCUGCAAAACAUGA
Rotaria sp. Silwood1 is the source of this 12813-nucleotide messenger RNA. The record is from the annotation of a GenBank genome assembly. Lineage: Eukaryota; Metazoa; Rotifera; Eurotatoria; Philodinida; Philodinidae.